UAGUAUUUUUCGGUCUUCUAGGAUUUAAUGUUUAUUUGAAUUAUAAAAAAACCAGCAUUAAGGAGCAGGCGGAAAAAGAACGCCAAGAGGCUAAAAAGCAAUUAGAAGAAGACGAAAGAUUAAAACGAGAAAUAGCUGAAAUGACUAAACAAAAAUUAACUGGCUGA
This is a messenger RNA of Racocetra persica, 167 nucleotides long. NCBI's taxonomy places the organism in Eukaryota, Fungi, Glomeromycota, Glomeromycetes, Diversisporales, Gigasporaceae. The record is from the annotation of a GenBank genome assembly.